Cannabis sativa is the source of this 1751-nucleotide messenger RNA. RefSeq names its product protein ROH1A. Bases 195 to 1394 code for a protein of 399 amino acids. The record is from RefSeq and is a predicted model, not a curated record. The transcript has a single exon. NCBI's taxonomy places the organism in Eukaryota, Viridiplantae, Streptophyta, Magnoliopsida, Rosales, Cannabaceae.
CAAAACCGGGUCAGCGUUCACGAAAAAGAAGAAGAAACGGUCUCGUCUCGGACCAUUUCACUCGCACUGCUUACAUAUAUAACCCUCAAAAAUCAAUCUUUAUUUAGAACACUUCUAUUCUCUCUCUCUCUCUUCUUUUUCUCCUUUUCAAUUUUCCCGAGACAGUGAGAAAGAACCAUCAAAUUUCAGUUAAUAUGCGGGCAACAGAGAACAACCAGGGUUCGUUUCUGAACCGAAUUAGUAUACGCCGCAAUCAGAUUGUGUCUAUGGAUGUAAACCAUGAACAAGAGCUCCAAGACCUCGACCUCUUUCAGAAACGUGUCAGUGAUCGAUUCUCUAACCUCUUUUCACCCUCUGAUGAAUCCCCUAUCGCCGGCGCCGGUGAAACUGCCCUCCUCUCUAUCGCCUGGCUUCGGAAGCUUCUCGACGUUUAUCUCUGCUGUGAAGCCGAGUUCAAGGUGCUUCUCUUAAUGGGUCGGGACCCGGCUCAUAUCUCGAAAGCCCCGCUGGAUCGUCUCGUCCCGGAGCUUCUCGACCGUGCAGUCAAAUCUUUGGACAUUUGUAAUGCUGUCACUCAUGGUGUCGAGGCAAUACGGCAUUGCCAGAAGCUCGCGGAGAUCGCUGUUUCGGCUUUGGGUCAGAAGCCGGUCGGAGAUGGUCAAGUCCGGCGAGCCAAGAAGGCUUUGAAUUCAUUGAUUGCGGCCAUGGCGGUCGAGGACAAAGACGGCAUCGGAGGUAAAUUUUCAGACAGAGCUUGGUCUUUUGGGCGAAAAGGAGGGGCGGGAUCCGCCUCGAGUAAGGAUCGAAGCGUCGGGCAAUUCAGGUCUCUCUGGUGGGGAAUGGCUAAAGGGUGGUCGGCGGCGAGGCAGCUUCAAGCAAUGUCAUCCAACUUGGUGGCGCCGCGUGGGGCUGAGUCAACCGGGUUAGCUCAACCGGUUUAUAUAAUGAGCACUGUUAUGAUGUUUACGAUGUGGGCUUUGGUGGCUGCGAUUCCCUGCCAAGAGAGGACUGGUUUGGCGACUCAUUUUCCAAUACCAAGGCAUUUGUCUUGGGCUCAACCCAUGAUCGGAUUACAAGAGAAGAUAGCCGAUGAGUGGAAGAAGAAGGAGAAGAAAGGGUCAUUUGGGUUAUUGGAUGAGAUACAGAAAUUGGAGAAGCUGGGCUUUUCAUUGACGGAAUUUGCCGAGUCUUUUCAGUUUCAAGCAGAGUCUGAUCGGCUCGAAGAGGUGGCGACCCAGGUGGCCGAAUUGGCUGAAACUUGCCAGAAGAUGGAGGAGGGUUUGGUUCCUUUGCAGCAGCAAAUAAGAGAGGUGUUCCAUAAGGUUGUGAGGACUAGAACAGAGGUCCUUGAAGUGUUGGACCAAUCUGGUAAAGUGUCUACCCCCACAAUGUAAAAAUAAUUGAAUAAAAUAUAUGUGUGGUUUAAUGCUUAAUCACUCACUAAUAGUAUUGAGGUAAAACUAAAAUCUUCAUGAUCCCUUGUUCAAAUAUGAUCUUUUGAAUCCUUUUUUUGGUUCAUGAAGACAUGGACUCAUUGAACCUGAAAGGUUGGAUCAUAGUGGUGUGUCCAUAGCGGUGUCAAAAUAUUUUGAUUGAGCUUAUAGCUUAAUUUAACCACUCAGGGUGUGGUGAAGUUUGCUUGAUUUUUUUUUUUCCCUUUUUUUUUAAUCUUAAUGUGAAUUCUUCUCUUUUUGAGUAACUUGUAAUUUUGUUAUUUUGGUUUUUUUGAGUACAUAAACACUCUAAUUAAA